This is a messenger RNA of Brenthis ino (lesser marbled fritillary), 255 nucleotides long. NCBI's taxonomy places the organism in Eukaryota, Metazoa, Arthropoda, Insecta, Lepidoptera, Nymphalidae. The record is from the annotation of a GenBank genome assembly.
AUGAGGUAUAUAAGGAUUAAUCAUCUUAUUUCCUUACCCAGAUGCGAAGAUGGUGGAGGCGGCGCGGCGACAGGGGCGGGCGGGCGUACAGCAUCAUUGCGGCUGGCCAACGGGCGAGUGGCAGCGCAGUCGGCGGAGCAACUACCGCACUCGCCCGCGGACUGCGCCUCCGUGCGCAUAUCCAUCGACAACACAAACACUUGCUGCACAGACUCACUCGUCACGGCGCUUGAUGACGAGACUCUGUUACUCGGU